AUGGCAGUGUCAGGACGCAAGUUGUCAGAUUUUCAAGGCUCAAUAUCACUAGGAUCAGAAGAGGACUUUAACCACAGUUGUCAGCCUUGUCUUACCAUUGGUCAGCAUGUAGGAGCUCAUGGAUUUUGUGUCGAAUGCCAGGAAUAUCUAUGCAAAACUUGCUUUGAGUAUCACAAGAGGACAAAAGCCUUACGAAAUCACCAACUUCUUGAUAAAGACAACGUUGGUAAACAUGCCAUUACCAGUAAAGAUUUUGAGAAAUGCACAGAAAAAUGUUCAGUGCAUAAAAAGGAAAUAAUUAAAUUUUUCUGUCUAACACACAAGGCGCUUGGCUGCAAUGAUUGCAUGAUCUUGAAUCAUCGGGCAUGCAAGAUUGACUAUAUACCUGACAAAUGUGCAGAUAUAGGGGACAGUAAGGAAUACAGGGAUAUCAUGGAGAAACUGAACGAGAAAAUAAAAGAUGCAGAGGAUAUCAUGAAGAAAGCUGAAGUAAGAGAUAAAGAGAUAGAUAAAUGUCAUGCCGGUAUUAUCAAGGAAAUCCUUAACUUCAGGAAGGAGAUAAAUGAACGCCUAGAUCAACUGCAACAAAUAAUUCAGAAAGAUGCUGACAAAAAGAAAUCCAGUGAUAAAAUAAUAAUUCAGAUGGUACUUGAGGAAUGUGCAAAUAUCUCUUCUGAUAUCAAGAAAUUACAGUCAAGUUUACAAGCAAAGUCGUCACGACAGAACGGGCACCUUUACAUCAACAUUAAACGUGCUGAGUCUAAACUGAAGUCAGAUGAAGUGGAGAAGGCAGAUGAAAAUCUGGCGAGAACGAACAUACAGUACUCAUUUGAACGGAAUACUGAUCUUGAAAAUAUGCUGUCCAAACAAAGUGUACUUGGGAAGUUAAACCUCAGUACUAGCUUCGUCACGUCGACAAAGGAGAAAAAAAUUAAAACCCUAACGCACAAAGAAGAUAUAACUGUAAGAACAAAGUCAGAUUCCUCUUCGUACAAUUGCUGCUAUAUCACAGGAUGCGUCAUCUUACCUUCUAACAAACUUGUACUUGUUGAUAGCAAUUAUUGCAAGCUGAAAGUUUUAGACAGACAGAGCAAAACCUUGAUAGAAGAGAAAAAACUUGACUCAAAACCAUGGGACAUUGCUGUAUUGCCCCAGAACCAAAUUGCAGUAACAGUACCAGGAAACAAAGAAAUUCUUAUAAUGAAAACAGCUGGUAAACUGUCACCUGUCCACAAGAUUUCAGUUAAAUGUAAUUGCUAUGAUAUAUUUUAUCAUCAAGAUCAUAUCUAUGUUGUUUGCCAGAAUCCUAAUAGUGUACUGGUACUGGAUAAACAAGGUAAUGUCCAGAACACAAUCUCCCUGAAUAAUGACAUAUUUAAACUCCCAGAAUAUAUUGUGGUAAGUGAGGAUUCCAGACAUAUCUAUAUCAGUGACCGUGGUAGCCGCUGUAUUGUCAGUAUAACAUUACAAGGUGAUGUAGCAGCUGUAUAUAAGGACGAGAAUCUUAGAAGACCACAGGGAAUGGUGAUGUUAGAUGAUGGAUCAUUGUUGGUGUGCUGCUACUUGGGUGGUACCAUUCAUCAUAUAUCAGGAGACUUGAAACAAGGUCAAAUAAUGAUUGAUGGUGUACCGGUACCAGUGUCUAUAUGCUACAGUCAUCAUCAUGAUGAAGUCUAUAUUGGCUGCUUAGGUGAUCAGUUGAAAGUGUUUGGUAUGAAAUGA
Messenger RNA from Mercenaria mercenaria, 1722 nucleotides. RefSeq lists its product as uncharacterized. Bases 1 to 1722 code for a protein of 573 amino acids. The transcript has a single exon. Gene Ontology annotation, biological process: positive regulation of DNA-templated transcription. The record is from RefSeq and is a predicted model, not a curated record. Lineage: Eukaryota; Metazoa; Mollusca; Bivalvia; Venerida; Veneridae. Gene Ontology annotation, cellular component: nucleoplasm; chromatin. Gene Ontology annotation, molecular function: zinc ion binding; ubiquitin-protein transferase activity.